Molecule: messenger RNA, 585 nt
Organism: Durusdinium trenchii
Lineage: Eukaryota; Dinophyceae; Suessiales; Symbiodiniaceae
Source: the annotation of a GenBank genome assembly
AUGGACGAUGAGUAUCCGUUGGUGAUGAACACCUGCGAUCCGGAGGAUGUGAUGCACGAGAAUGGCGAAACGGCCAUGCUUCAGAUGUUGAAGGAACACUUUGAGACGAUCAUGAGGAGGUUUGAUGCUCAAGAUGAACUCCUCAAGACCCUGGCAGAUGCACCCAGAGGCAUUGCUCGGGCGGAGAGGAAGCCCUUUUGGGAGACCUACAUGCCCUCCUUCCGUUCGACCAGAGAUGAUGUGUCCAGCUCAAGGGAAGAUGUCACCCGCCGGUUGGAGCUCCCAGAGAUCGAGCUCAUCGAGCCGCCCGAGCCCUGCGAGCCGGUCUUGUCCAAGGCGCCCGCACGCAAGGGCUCUCAGGACACCUCAGGCGCCGCAAAGCGAGCGCAAAGCGAGGGCUUUUGGGCCGGCUUUUGGGAGUUGGUGUUUGGGUUCUUUCUUUUUGGGGGGGAUGGAGGACCAGAGACAAAAGGGGAAGAGUGGGAAAGGUGGGUACUGAAGGAAGAUGCGGAUUAUCAGAGAAUACGAUUCCGACGAAAUACGGUGAAUUUCCCUGAACAAUCAGGUUUGGGGAAUAUUGCGUAG